CCGACCACGAUGUUUAGAAAUGCAACUGCGAAGAUGGCCCAUAGCUCGACGAUCCCUGUUCCUGCGUUGAUAGGAAAUGAGGAGCUUAGGCCUCUGCAAGAUUUGAUUGCAGCAGAGAAGACGGUGCUGGCUUCGUGAGUCCACCUAGCGUUUGACACAGCUAUCAAUGAAACCUCGAGGUAGACUACAAAGGCUGAGCUCGGAUUUUUCGAAAGCUGCUGAUGCCAUGAGGACAUGGGCAAUUUCUGAAGGAGAUGAUCUUUCUGAUAUACUGAAUUCUUCCAGAACACUCCUGGCGCACUUCUCUGGCGCGCUCAGCCGCUACAGCUCUAUUCAAAACAUCGUUCGAGACAACAUGAAGGCCGUGCGCACGCGUGAAGAAUCCCUUGAUGAGCUUCAAAGGCGCCGGCGGCGUACUGCAGCCUCCGUAGAGAGCAUCAAGAAAAAGCUCACUCGGAUGAACCAGGAGACCAAGGCAUUCGGUGCACAGAUGGACGCACUGAAUACUUCAUGCGAAGACAUGCGAAAUUUGGAUGUAAAAAUCGCGCACGAACGAUCGAUGAUCGUCGUUUUCAAACGUAAAUGCACAAAAAAUUGGCUGACACUAAAGUUUGGAGGUCUUGCAGAGUGCUGUGAGAAGGGCAUGAUUGUAGGGGAGAUCGGGAAGCGAAUGGUAGUCGUGGGUAAUGCUCUAUUACUUACCAGUGCUCAGUUUCCUAAGAGCCGGGACUCGUCAGGAACUUUCGGAGUCACCCAAACAUCCAUAUGUAGGGCACAAGCACAUGACCUCGUUACUAUCUGAAGCCCAGCAUCACAUUAUGCAAGUCGUAUUUUCUGGAACGCCAUCCAGUUACGAGACGCACGAAACUCCGCUCCCACCGACUUCCCGAAGUCGUCCGAAUUGCUUCAAAGAUCUUCCAGAGAUUCGUGACGAGCCCUUUGCCAUCGAUUAUCUCCCGUCUAACAGCAACCGAUCCUCGGUUGACAAUGAUAUGAUGUCAGCUCCUGUGCAUAUCGUAUGUCCUUAUGAUCAAUCUUAUCAGGAGCUAAUGGAAACUUUGAGAAUAGCUUUCUGUAAUUGGCCCGUCAACGACUUCCACACCAGAUUACGGCUGUCAGGCAGAGUUAUCUCCGCUAUGUUCUGAGCUAUGUUCAGCUUCGUCUAGCCGUAGAAGGGUAAGAGGGAAUUCUGGCAAUAGAAGCUACUCCACUUUGGCGCGGAGUAGAUCUGCUACCUUUAGACUCGAAAGCAUCGCGGAAGGUGAUG
Messenger RNA from Suillus subaureus, 1267 nucleotides. RefSeq lists its product as uncharacterized. Gene Ontology annotation, molecular function: lipid binding. Gene Ontology annotation, cellular component: eisosome filament; plasma membrane. The transcript has 3 exons. Gene Ontology annotation, biological process: eisosome assembly; negative regulation of protein kinase activity; endocytosis. The record is from RefSeq and is a predicted model, not a curated record. Bases 167 to 802 code for a protein of 211 amino acids. NCBI's taxonomy places the organism in Eukaryota, Fungi, Basidiomycota, Agaricomycetes, Boletales, Suillaceae.